CUGUGCUCGCUGCCUGCCUGCGGGCCCCUGCCUUGCGCUUGCCUUGCCCUGUCUCUCUCCCUCUCUCUCUCACUCCCCAACCCAUCUCUCUCUACUUUCUCUCUCCUCUCUCUCUCCAUUCCCUUCCUUUCCUUAUUGACACAAAUCCAUUAUUCCUUCCCCUUCGCUUCGCUUAUUCCCCACCCCACCCCACUCACCCCCCUCUCCCUCCCUCCCCUUCCACACCGCCGCAGCCGCCGCCUCCGGAGAAGGGUCAGGUCACUCCCACGGCGGCAGGCGUCCUUCCCCGGGACGUGCUCCGCUCCGCUCCUGCUCGGCGGCGGCGGCGGUGUCCUUCCCCGGCUGCUGCUGGGCUCGCGCGCGCGCACCUGCUCCCUGUGCUGGGCUCCGCGAGGUGCUCCUCCGAUGCGGCGGGAUCGCGCGGCCGGCGCGCGGGGCGUGCCGUGAUUCGGCCCGAUUCGGCGGGGACGCUGGAUCUCGGCGCGUCCGCGUGCGGGAACCAGUGAGUUUUUUUUUUUUCCUUCCUUCUUCUCGGGCCGCUUGGUGCUCGUCAGCGCGGGAGGCGGAGGUUCUCGGGAGCCGAUCUGGUGCUCUCGCCGCCCGGAGAGGGUGGUGCCGGGGCCCAUUGCGAGGUUCCGCUUAGGAGGAGGAGGUAAGUCAAGUCCCCUCGUCUCAUGGGGCUCGCGCCGCCGGAGCUGGGCCAGUUCGACGGGUGGGAGAGCUCCGGGGAGGAGGAGCGGGAGCGGGAGCGCUGGGGCUGGUGCCGACGCAGCCGCCGCCGCAGCAGCAGCAGGCGCCGCGCGGGCGCGGCACCCAAGGACGACGACGCCGCGGUCGCCACCGGCUGCUGCAUCCGCCUCUGGCCCGUCGGGACGUGCCCGCCGCAGGCGCCGCCGCGCAGGUCCAAGGUCGACACCUCCACCAGCAGCGCCAGCACGCACGGCGCAGAGAAGUCGACAGAAAAUGGUAGCAGGAAUCAACCUGUCGCAUUGGUAGUCUCAGGUUCUACAACUACUAGUAACGCUGAAAGCAGUUCAUCCGCAUCUAAAGUUGGAGAAGAGAUAAAAGUUGCCUCCCAGCUGCGCAAGUUUGCAUUCAAUGAUCUAAAAUGUGCUACUCGGAACUUCAGGCCUGAAAGUCUCCUUGGAGAAGGGGGUUUUGGAUGUGUUUUUAAAGGGUGGAUUGAAGAGAACGGAACUGCACCCGUGAAACCUGGUACAGGUCUCACAGUUGCUGUCAAGACGCUAAACCAUGAUGGGCUUCAAGGGCACAAAGAAUGGGUGGCUGAAGUUGAUUUUCUUGGAAAUCUUCACCAUCCCAAUUUGGUCAGGUUGAUUGGAUAUUGUGUUGAAGAUGACCAAAGGUUGCUGGUGUAUGAAUUCAUGCCUCGAGGCAGUUUGGAUAACCAUCUUUUUCGAAGGUCUCUUCCUCUUCCAUGGGCUAUCAGAAUGAAGGUUGCACUUGGAGCAGCAAAGGGUCUGGCUUUCCUUCAUGAAGAAGCAGAAAGACCAGUCAUUUAUCGUGAUUUUAAAACAUCUAAUAUACUACUGGAUGCGGAGUAUAAUGCAAAGCUCUCCGAUUUUGGGCUUGCGAAAGAUGGACCUGUAGGUGAUAAAACUCAUGUCUCUACUCGAGUAAUGGGAACCUAUGGAUAUGCAGCACCAGAAUAUGUCAUGACUGGUCAUCUGACAUCAAAGAGUGAUGUCUACAGCUUUGGGGUUGUGCUUCUUGAGAUGAUGUCAGGGCGCAGAUCAAUGGACAAGAAUCGCCCUAACGGCGAGCACAACCUUGUUGAAUGGGCGCGCCCCCUCCUAGGAGAGAGGCAGCGCUUCUACAAGCUAAUCGACCCUCGCCUGGAGGGCAACUUCUCAGUGAAGGGCGCCCAGAAGGCCGCCCAGCUAGCGCGCGCCUGCCUCAGCCGGGACCCCAAGGCGCGGCCCUUGAUGAGCCAGGUGGUGGAGGUCCUCAAGCCACUGCAGAACCUCAAGGACAUGGCAAGUGCCUCCUACUUCUUCCAGACGAUGCAAGCUGAGCGGUCGAGCAGCAUGAACGGGAGGAGCAGCCAUGGCCUCAAGACGCAGAGCCCAUUCGGGCGGAACGGGCAGCCGCCCAUGAGGAGCCUCUCUGAUGGCCCUCGCGCCUCCCCGUUCCGCUACUCACCAAAGCCGAACGUGAAAUGAGGUGGUGACGGUGGAGGCACAUGGCUGCGGUUUUCUGCUGGUUGAAGGCAUGCCCCCCUGGAGGAGUAGGUGCGGUGAUGAAACCUGGGUUUGCUGGGGGUGACUGGUUCGGGGCCGUGCAUUGCAUUGGGGCGUCGAAGUCGAACCAUAAUUAAUUGAUGCGUGUUGUAGAUUGACAUGUGCACAAAGGAAAGGAUAUAGGCGAAAAAGGAGGUGUAGGUAUCGGAGUUUCCUUGGCGGAUCGGAUGGAUGUUUGCUCUGAGGUUUUAACUGAAUGAAUGCUGAUGGACCGUUGCUAUAUCUUUUUGUCCCAGUCAAAGUAAGGUAGGGUUAGGUACUUAGGUGACUGCUGACUUCCUUGCAGCCUGCUGCAGUGCAUCGUGAAUCUUGGCGAUAGAUAGUUGCUGCUCGUGUUCGGUCUGAAUGAAAGAGAAAUGCUUCGAUCCCUGCCUUUCGAAGCAAAACAAAAGAGGAAUCAUUAUUCUUUCGACCA
This is a messenger RNA of Sorghum bicolor (sorghum), 2673 nucleotides long. RefSeq names its product receptor-like serine/threonine-protein kinase At3g01300. Lineage: Eukaryota; Viridiplantae; Streptophyta; Magnoliopsida; Poales; Poaceae. The transcript is spliced from 6 exons. Gene Ontology annotation, molecular function: protein kinase activity; ATP binding. The record is from RefSeq and is a predicted model, not a curated record. Gene Ontology annotation, biological process: protein phosphorylation. The coding region runs from base 675 to 2180 and encodes 501 amino acids.